This is a messenger RNA of Priapulus caudatus, 1638 nucleotides long. RefSeq names its product arrestin domain-containing protein 3-like. Bases 57 to 1154 code for a protein of 365 amino acids. The transcript has 6 exons. Gene Ontology annotation, biological process: protein transport. Gene Ontology annotation, cellular component: cytoplasm. NCBI's taxonomy places the organism in Eukaryota, Metazoa, Priapulida, Priapulimorpha, Priapulimorphida, Priapulidae. The record is from RefSeq and is a predicted model, not a curated record.
AGCGAACGUGUGGCGUUUCCGUAAAUCGUCAGAGACCGUACGAAGAGAUCGUCGGCAUGGCUCCGAAACGGUUUGAGGUCGUUGUUCUGUCGCCCGUUACAGGAAUGUUUGCUUCGGUCGGACAGAAUCCCGUUGAGUUACCAAGAAUCGAUGCCGGAGCAGUCUUGAAAGGCAAAGUCGUGAUCGAACUCGAAAAGCCGCUCAAUGUGAAAGGAGUAGUCAUCCAGAUACUCGGAGAGUCUUCGGUGCGAUGGACACACGUCGAAAAACGGGUUAGCGGGAAGAGCGUUCCUACGCAGACAUCAACGUUCACAAAUAACGAAGUCUACAUUAACUCAAAGGGCCAGCUGUUCAAAGGUGACGAUAUUGACGGCAAAGAGCUGGAGGUCGGCACCCAUUCCUUCCCGUUUCUUGUUGAGCUGCCUAGCGACCUCCCGCCGAACUUCUCCGACGUACACGGAAGCGUCACCUACCUAUGCAUCGCCACCAUCGAGCUCCAUCUGCUGAGCGACAUCGUCACCGAGAGCACGUUUCUCGUAAGAUCUCGCGACGAGUUCCUCAACAUCGACAAAGUGCCGGAGGCUCAGGUCGGGGCUGAGGAUGGCGAUGCGGAGAUGGUAUGCUGCGGAUGCUGCUCGUCGGGACCGGUGGCACUGCAUAUGCUGAUGAAGGGAGGCGCUGCAGCCGGCGACGAAAUAUACGUGGAUGUUGAUAUCGUUAACGAUAGCUUUCGGCCUGUGACGGAAUGCAAUAUGACACUCUCUAGGGUGUCCCGAUUUCGCACCAAGGGUGGCAAAGUGAAACGAAGUUCGAUCGAUUUGAUCGAGGUAUCUCUUCUGAAAGAAGAGGUCCAUGGCAACCAGUCGGCGGCAUUACGAAAACCUCUGAAAAUUCCUAUCGAUGCAAGACCAAGCGGCUUCUUACGGGCCUGCACUAUCAUCGAAGUCGGCUAUAUGCUUGAGGUGAAAGCAUUAUUUGAAGGAUUCUUUGGUAAGGAUAUUUGGCUUUUUGCACGCGUGCCUGUAAUAGUCGGCUCACCGGCAAACGAACGAGUGCCGCCGGCCCUCAGAAAGAAUAACCACGACAACAACAACGCCGUCGACGACACCGGUGGUGGAAAUACACGAGCGGGACAAAAAACACAAUUUAAUUGAAAAAAGUACCGAGGGUUUUUCGUAAAGCAUACGCACGCCGUGUAAAUGCGUUUAUUCUGCAUCUAUAUAUCGUCGUGCCUUAUCGUAUAUUACAAUAUAGCUUGCGUUUGAUGAGAGCUAAUGAGAGAACGGGAAAAGAGAGAUGGGGGCUAUGGAGCAGAAAGCGAGGAAGGUAGAUAGACAGAUUGAGAGGGUAAGCGCGAAGGAAGAGGUUUAGCCACAUGCACCUUGUGUGAAAUAGCAGUAUACACAAAGUCAAUAAAAGAUUGAAAACAAAUAUAUGUGUCUAUUUUUCAUGUGUGUACUCCUAACGUUUACUGAUAAUUUGCUGCCAGACCGCCUGAUGGAGAGUGUAUCGUUGAGUAAAAAUGAUUGGGUAUUUAUGAAAACUUUUGCAGUAGCUACUCGUCCGAUGGAACGUAUAAGAAACCUCGCUGAUAUUUCAUAGCGGUUUGCGUUUUCUCUAAAUCUGUAUACAAAUAAA